This is a messenger RNA of Cetraspora pellucida, 1770 nucleotides long. The record is from the annotation of a GenBank genome assembly. NCBI's taxonomy places the organism in Eukaryota, Fungi, Glomeromycota, Glomeromycetes, Diversisporales, Gigasporaceae.
AUGAGCUAUUAUCCGUAUGACCUUAUUUAUCCAGAAUUAAGAGAAGAAAAUUCACGAACGAUAACAAAUACUCGGACACAGAAAAAACAAGAAUUAGAAUCGGAUGAAGAGAGUUUUACAGAUGAGACAUCUGUACUUAGCGAUGAAUUUGAUUCGUCUUAUAACAGUGAUGAAACUGAAGAGGAAUUGUUUGAACUUUGUUUCUACAAUAAGAAUAAUGAAUUAGUAUAUGAUGACGUUAGAAUGGCAGUUGAGGAAGCCGACAUUGAGGACAUCAGUCCAUCUAGAAAAUUUCCGGAAAGAUCAUCUCUUGAUUGUUGUGAUAGUGGUCACGAGACGGGUUCGUCACAAGAAAGUUUGUAUGAGUCAUUUCAGAAUACCGCAAAUGAUGUGGAUUUAUCACAGGAAAUACGAGACGAUUCAGAAAUUGAUUUAGUAGGUAAUGUGAGCAUUUUAUUUAAUAAGCAAACUGAUGUAAUAAGGGGAAUGCAAUCUUUAACUGGCCAGCUUAUGGAAAAUAUUCCAGAUAAUGAGGACUUACAAAACCAAGAAAAUACAAAUAAACACUCUUUAUUAUACAUACUUGGCGAUAAUCAGCUCUCCAACUCUUGUCAAAGUGACAUUACAUCACAAAAUUCGCAUGUGCUUACCAAAGAAACAGGUAUAAAUCCAAAUGAGCAAUCAAACGAUGAAAUACUUGCUGAUCAAGGGUCACCACAGUCCCCUAUGAACCCAACAGAUAUAAUGCAAUCAAUGACUGCAUCCGCAAAAGAAGUGCAAUUUAAUCCAGAAGCAUUAGGAGCAUCAUCAAGUAAGAUACCAGCACAACCUGUGUUGACUAAUGAUGAGGAACAAAAAAAAGAAUCACGCUCAGUUCCAAAUUUGGCACUAUUUAACAGUAACACACCGCUUAAACUCAACUUACCCUUACCAACGAAGAACAAGAUCGAUCGACCACCUAUUGACAAACCAUAUUAUGGACCAAUUAACCAAAAUGAUCUUCAUUCCCCUAUAAUUCAUAAAACAACCUUACCUAUGCACGAUUCAUAUGUGAAUCCACUUUUCAAGGAUAAUGAGUGGCUAUAUAAUCAAAAUAUUUACGGUUCAUCGGUAAUUGAUGAAACACCUUCACACAUUAAUGGUCAAUAUGUUAAUCCGGAGGUGGCUCACUACACAAAAUAUAAUCAGAACCUCUCCCGUCGAUCUAUAAUUCAUGAAUCAAUAAAUAUGAAUGAUCCAUAUGUGAAUUCUGAGGUGGUACGCUACAGAAAGCGAAAAUCUGUAUUUGGUCCAAAUUUCACUAGGGAAUCUAUAAAUCAAGAAGUGAUGCCAUCUUUGAACGAACAUAUUUGUCCAGAGAUGUCUUGCAUGACAUAUAACGACCCAUCUUCAGUUCCAGAGGUGAAUCGAGGAACUUAUGAUAAAAUGACUAUAGACCAAGAGUCCAAAUUAUCUAGAACACAAGAGUUACGUGAACAGAUGAUAGAAUGUUGGUCAUCUAAUAAGCUUGAAGAAGAUAAGUCGUAUAAAAGAUGUACAGAUUCAUGUUCACAUGCAUACCGAGGUGACCAACCUAGUAUAAUAUUUCAAAAAGGACAGUAUGCAUGCAAUGAACCGAGUUGUAAUUAUCGUUUCCUUUGUCAAUCUGAUUUGGAAAAUCAUAUAAUUGUACAUAUAAGGUUUAAACCUUUUACUUGUAAACGUCCUGGAUGUAAUCAAUCUUUUCCAUGGCUAUACGCUUUAGAAAAGCAUCUUCUUUCCCAUGAGUAG